Messenger RNA from Cladocopium goreaui, 5733 nucleotides. The record is from the annotation of a GenBank genome assembly. Lineage: Eukaryota; Dinophyceae; Suessiales; Symbiodiniaceae.
AUGGCAGUGCAGAAGUCAUUGGACAAACUGGCUGGAGGAUCUGCUGUUGAAUGCCGCGAUGGACUCGUCGGUCUUUUGAAUGCUAUUCAAAAAGGUCCAGCAGAAGAGACUGAAUUGGCUGCUGCUUCAAUAUCGCAAGUCCUUGAGGCCUUACAGCAACACUUGGCUGACUCAGCAGUGCAACGUUGGGGUGCAGCCACUUUGGAAGAGCUCUUUCGGAGAUCUGCCAUCCGAUCCGACAUGGCUUUCCACGCCACUUCAGCUCUGGUUUCGGGAGCACAGGCAAAUCUUGAAGCCAUUGAAGUUCAAAGAUGGUGCUUUAGUGCGCUCGCUUGCUGUUUGACAGUGGGCGAAGAUGAUUCACCAGAUAGGAACGUUCUGGCAGUCCACAUGCUGUCUCAGGAUACAAUGAGUGUGAUUGCAAAGUCAAUCCGCUUGCAUUCCACAUCUCCCUCCUUGCUGGAUUGUGCUGCCUCUCUUGUUUGUUGCAUGGUGAUGGAGGGCGGCGAGGCUGUUGCUGAUGAAGCUUUCCAGACUGGAUGCCUACGUUUGAUCUUAUCAACUCUCGCGGCGACUCUUGACAAGCCCGGAGAGAGCAAUUCACUGACCGCGGAUGCGUCUUUGCAGCAGGCGUGCUUGCGAGCUCUCUGGGCUAUAUGCGAGUCCAACGGUGAGCUGGGAGCUACUGAGAUAGCAGCCGAUGAUGGGUUUGAAUCGAUCAUCUCAAUUCUGGCUCAAGACCAGGGCAAUGCUGAAGUGCAUAAGUGGUGCGCCAGCCUUCUUCAAUCCCUGCUUGCACAAGGAGGUGACCUGGUAGCAGAAUCGGCCAUGCUGGCCAUGGCAGCUGAAGCGCUAGUCGCAUCGAUAGCCAUGUUUGGGACAGAUCUGGAUGUAAUAGAGAGAUGCGCUGCUGCUCUGGCUACUUUGGCUGCCUAUGGUCCUGAUGCAGCUGUGUCAGUCUUAGAAGCUGGAGGUCUUUGUGCAGUUGAAGAAGCAGCUGACCUUCACGGCUUGGAUGGAGCGUUGGGUCAUUGGUAUCAUGCACUACAGGAAGCCAUAGAACACUGCACCGACACGGAUGAGGACGUGAGCCCAGCGGGGGUGUGGGACAUCUCCGAUGAAGAUUUCGGCUUGGAGAAUAUUGAUCGCCUUGCCGCCAAUGAUGACGAGACCUCAGAGGAAGACAGUGACGAGAUGGUGAAGCAUGACAUUUUGAUUCACAAAUGGUGUCAGAGGCAGCUGGGAGAUCUUUUGAGCAAACUCUCCUUGGAGCCGCAAGCUGCACCAUUCUUGGUUCCAGUUGACUGGGAAACACUUGGCCUUGAUGACUAUCCAGAAAUCGUACAGAACCCGAUUGACUUGCAUACAAUCAGAAAGCGCUUGGAUGCCUCAUCGUAUGAUGAUGUGGAUGGGCUAGUGGACCCUGAACUCUUCUUCAAGGAUGUGGCACUUUGUUGGGACAACUGUCUUGACUAUUUUGAGAACGAUCUUGAAGUUGAAGUUGUCCAAAUGGCAUUGAACAUGUCAUCAGUGGCCAAACGGAUGGAAGAAGCUUUCUGGGCUGAUCUUGCAGCAUUCGAAGAAUCUGUGGAGAAAAGACCCUUAACAACCAAAGUGGCCUUGGCAGCAACUAGAAUGGGAGAUGCCGCAAAGAAAGCCGCCAACAAGAGUCAGAGAAAGACUGUGGUCUUCGCAAACGACAUGGUGAAAUUUGCAGCUGAGUGGUGGCAGGGACAGCGGAAAGAAUCUCCAUUCUGGAGAGAUGAGAAGGAGUUCAAGGAGCACUUAGUUGGAUUAGUGUGGCCAUCACGCUUCAAGCGGGCCAUCGCCGUAGUUCGAGAGACAGUUCGACGGGUUCCCCUAUCUCUUCUAGGUUCGGAGCAGGCGGUUCAAACCUUCGUGAAACCUUUAGCUGAGUCUAUUUUGCGGACCGUGUCGUCCUUGUCUAUGCCGUCUGGAGUUCGUGUCCUUCGCGACACCAUCGCCGACAUAAAGGGUGAGUGGAUCUUGCCUGAAAACUAUGAGCUCCAAAAGCCAAAUUCUCACACAGAGAGCAUUUUGGUUUGGGCUCAUGGAGGUGGCUUUGUUUUGUGCUCUCCGGCUACACAUCGCUUUUUCCUUGCCAGGAUAGUCAUGCACACUGGUGUUCCCACCUUCUGUGUUGAUUUCCGAAAGCCGCCACGUCAUCCCUUUCCUGUUCCACGCGAUGACAUCCUCAGGGUGUACAAAGGCAUCCUAGAGCUGGGAUAUGCUGAUGCAGUCUUUUUGGGUGGCGACAGUGCGGGUGGAAAUCUGGUGCUAUCUGUAACCAAGGAGCUUGCUGAGGGCAUGGAUGAAUCACCCUGUGGAUUGUCCUUACCACCUCCUGAGGGGCUGAUUCUUCUCUCACCAUGGGUAGAUCUCUCGGACACAGAUGGUGAGUCAUGGCAGAAAUACGCAGAUGUGGACUACAUUCCUUCAAGACAUGCCGAGGUCAUUGCUGGAAUUUACGCCAAAGGCGUUCCGUUGCGAGAUUCUCGUGUGUCGCCAGGGCGUUGCAGAAGUUGGCCGCCCUGCUUUCCGCGGACAUUGCUGGACUAUGGGGGCUGUGAAGUCUUUCGCACGCAAAUUGAGAGGCUGGCAGAUAGUAUGAUGCAUCAUGGUGUGGAGCUUGAUGCGACUGUUGAGGAUGGCAUGGUUCAUUGCUACCCUCAGCUCGAGUACCUAUGGGGUCCAGAUCCUGAUGGGCCGUUUGAUGCUUAUUUUAAGCGCGUGUCCACCUUCAUGGCGAUGAAGCUUCGCCAGCAUUUGCAGCCGCACCUGGUAGCUGAGUCAAGUGAAGCCACAAAAGCCGGAAACAAAGUGCUUUGGCUUUUGCCAGCUUCGUCUCAGCAAAAGGUGGCCGGAGCUUUAUGGAAAGAUGCACGGCAACAGCUGUUGUCAUCCGAGAAGGCCUUACGUUUGGGAAAAGCUGAUCCGUCAGUUCUUGCGCAGGCUGCACGUUCGUUGCUAUCCGUUGCCGCACUCUCUGUCGAGACAGCUGCUGGGGAUGCAGAGGCUGCGUUGAGGGCUUUGACCCGGCUUUGUGCAGGUCACUCAGAAGAGCUCUCCUCUGCGCUCUCAGAUGCAUUGCCAGUCCUUUUGUGGCUCGUGGAUGCUACUGGCGCCACGGGGAGGCAACGAAAAGCGGGAGAGAUCCAGGGAGGAGUUGCGAGAUGUGAAGGAUUGCCUUGUGGAGUGCUUGACCCCGACUUUGCGGAACCUUUAGAUGGCAAACUAAGUUUGGACCGGGGAUUUCGGUACACUUUGGAGCUGGACUGUGAGGAUGAGUCUCUGAACCUAAGCCGGGUUGUGGGCUCGGUCAGGUGUGAGCCCCGUGACUGCUUAAGUGGUUUUGGUUUCGCUCUUUUGGAAGCAGAGCUGUCGGGUCAAAGUCGAAAAACAUCUGAAGAGGUUCGGACCCUCGUGUUUCCAGAUGAAUCCAGCCGCAAUGCCUUGCUGGCUUUGCUUGAGCGGUUGCAGACAGACCACAGAUCCUUUCGACGUCGAGGCGCUUCACUAUUGACUUGGCUUCCAGCCGGCUGUGUUGCCGGAUGCCUCCCUGGGUGCAUGGCACGGGCAAAGCCGCCAGGCGUCCCUCAUGACGCGUCGGAGAAUUCACCCAGACUUGCCAUUCGUUCUGAAGGGUCCAUUGGUCGUCAUCGUCCAGAUGCAACCGGGGGUCAUUUGGAGGAGUUCAAGGCGUACGCCAGGCAGCUGUGGGAUCGUCAAUCAGCUUCCUCUUCAAUCCGCAAAAGUGGCAGUUUGGGCGAUCUUUCCAGCGCACUUCGCCAGUAUGGGCGGAGGAAAGAGACGAAGGAGACCAGAGAAAGCAGUGACACAAAAGAAACACGGCCCUCCACCGUGACGGCACAGCCAAAGGCAAAUAAAGACAACCUCUCUGCCAAUGAAUGCGCGGGACUUCUACACAGGCUUCUUUUGCAGCCAGACGCACCUGUCCCUUCGGAUGGUCAGGCUGUGGCCGGAUUUGAACUGUUCCGGCUUACAACGACCUUCGAGGAAUUUUGGACGGUGCUGCAGCCCAUGCUCCUUGUGGAUCAACUGCUGGCAGAGCCCAAGCUACAGAGCCGCUUUGGUGAUGGAAUGCCGGUGAUGACGCUGGAAAAAUGGAGCUGGUUCUUAGUGCAGGUGCAGAAUGAAGAGCGAGGGGUGGUGGAAGCGGCUGCGUCCCAGCUGAAGGCUAUGGACUGUCCGUACAUCGACUCAGAUGGACACCUCACCCUGGCUGGCCUCUCCACCAGUCUCUGCGUGCAAGAGAACAGUGCAGUUCGACCAGAACUUUGUCAGCCAGGUUCCUGUGACAUGACGAGACCAAUGAAGGACUACUGGAUCGCCACUUCUCACCACAUCAUUCUGGAGACCCUCGAUGAGACUGAAUGCUCUCCUAUGGCAGAGGAGGGCAAUGACCUUGAACCCUUCACUCGCCUCCUACAAGAAGGGUGCAGAUGUUUUAGCCUUGCUCUGGUGGAGGCAACAGAACUCCAGGUGGUGCUGCAAAACAAGCGUGUUUCCUUCGCAGAUGUGCUUGAGCUCCUGGCCGUGGCAGGCUUUCAACAGUGCGAGUAUCCCAUUGUGCUUGUCCUGAGUUUGCAGCAGCUGGCUUCGCCUAGACAACGUGGAGAGGUUGCAGAAGUGGUGUUUGACAAACUGGGUGACCGAUUGUGGAGGAGCAGUGCAGAGAUGCCAUCCCCUGAAGAAGCCAAAGGUCAUGUUGUAGUGGUUCUUGCCCCUGGGUGUGAUAUGGAUCCUGGUCUCGACUUGAAGCCCAAACUGGAACGAGGUGGUGUGGGCUCGACAGUGGAAGACAGCGAAGUUGUGGAGGCCUGGCAAGAGGCAGCCAAACGUUUUGCCGUGUGGUGUGGCCAGGUGUUUGAUCGAACAUUUGCGCAGAAGCUGCCGGGUGAGAUCACAGUUGGAUUUCUGCCUUCGGAUGAACUUUGCAGCCUCGCAGAAUUCAAGCAGCAAAGCAUGUUGGAGUAUCAUCGGCAGUACCUAUCAUUGAGCUUUCCGUUGACUUUGCGUCACUCUCCGGUCAACUACAACCUGGCUGCAGCUUGGUCUUGUGGUGUACAAAUGGCUGCAGUAACUCUGGGAUGUGGAGGUGAUGGGUGUGAUGGCGCCAUGCUUGCGCAAACCGGCCUCUUCUUGCUGAAUGGCGGCUGCGGAUAUGUGCUGAAACCGCCUUUCUUGAGGAAUAGCGUGGCAACUGAGGGUCAAGCAGCUGCUGCAGCCGCACCACCCAAACCACUUUACUUGGAGGUACGACUUGUCGCAGCUCGAGCUAUACCUGGCAUUGAUUCCCCAUUGCCGAAGGGCUCUGUAGUCUUAAGUGCCAGCAUUUGGGGCGCCCCUCCUGAUUGCGCGCGCCAGGACUAUCAUCCAGUCAAAGCCUCUGGUGUUGUUCUCUACUGGCCAGAAGUUGCCGGACUAGGCUUCAACGUGGCAAACCCACAUACUGCGAUCCUUGUAGUGGAGUUGUUUGAACUGGACCAGUCUUUUGGAGGCUACCGGCGUAUCGCGUUUUCAGCAGCUGCGGUGCACGGACUUCGUCAGGGACUCCGAUGGCUCCCAGUGCUCUCCGCACAAGGCGGCAGAAGACCUACGAGCCACGGGGCGCUGUCGGGCAUGCUUGCACACAUCUCGCUGGUUGAAGGAGGCAGACGCGCAUCCCUGCAACGGGCGUCCCCACUCUGA